Spodoptera littoralis (African cotton leafworm) is the source of this 582-nucleotide messenger RNA. The record is from the annotation of a GenBank genome assembly. NCBI's taxonomy places the organism in Eukaryota, Metazoa, Arthropoda, Insecta, Lepidoptera, Noctuidae.
AUGUUUAAGCUCUGUGUGUUCCUUGCUUUGGGUUUUGUGGCAUGCCACGGGGCGCCAAAUAGUAAUCCUGGAACCCCAAAUGCCAACCCUGGAACUUACUGCGGCGUGACACCGGAUAACAUAUACAGGUGCCUGAACAAUCCUCGAGUGGUGGCCCCUGAAGUGUCUACCAAAUGUGGCAGUCAAUUCACAGAGUGUGAAAAAAUGACCUGCAUCUUCCGUGAAUUGAAAUGGUCGAAACGUGGAGCAAUAGACAAGGCGAAAGUGAGGGCAUACUUCGAUCAGUACGAGACGGAGCACCCUGAGUGGGCCCAGGCCGUCCAGCAUGUGAAGGCCUUCUGCUUGGCCUCCGAACUCCGGGCCCAGGGAGUGUUCCUCAACUGCCCCGCUUACGACAUCAUGCAAUGUGUCCUGGCUAGCUUUAUCAAGCACGCCAGCCCAUCCGUGUGGUCGACCGCGACGGACUGUGCUUACCCUAAGGCGUACGCCGCGGACUGUCCAGUCUGCCCGUCUGACUGCUACUCUCCACAGAUCCCCUACGGCUCUUGUAACGCCUGCUACACCCAACCACGUACAGUCUAA